Molecule: messenger RNA, 2374 nt
Organism: Caenorhabditis angaria
Lineage: Eukaryota; Metazoa; Nematoda; Chromadorea; Rhabditida; Rhabditidae
Source: the annotation of a GenBank genome assembly
AUGUGCCAAUUUUUAGAAAAUGAUAUUGAAGGAAUUGAAGGCGAUGAAUGGCUGAAAGUAAGUCAACUGGAUAAAAAAAUUUUCCAAUUUUUUUCAGAACGAAAACUUGGAAGAGAAAUUCAAACUACGUGGAUUAUUUGUCUCUUUCCGACACGGCGAAAGAUCUUCGUUCAGUAAAAUCAAUGAUGAAAUUGGUUGUCGCGCGCAUCGAGAAAUCGAUCGGAAAAACUUUGAGAAGUAUAAAGAAUUGGUGAAUUCUGAAGAUUUUCAGACAUUUUUGAAAGUUGUUCCAGCACUUUCAACAUGGCCUAAGUUUCCGGAGGAGUGAGUUUUUUUUUUUUGAAAUUUUGUGAUGAUCAACAAAAAUUUUUUUUAGUGAAAAGUGUUCUAGUGGACAACUGACUGCAGAAGGCGCAUUACAACAUGUAAAACUUGGCAAAUUUUUCAGAAAACAGUACGCAAAAUCAAGUUUAUUCACAGAAGGUACUUUUUCCCCCAAAUCUUGAGAAAAAUUGCAUUUUUUUUAGAUAUGGAAAAUAUGAAAACUCGAAUUGUGACAUCAAAAUACAAUCGAACUUUUCAAUCAGUUCUCGCAUUUUCAUCUGAAUUCUUUUUCAAACAACGAAAUCAUUUUCUACCAAUCACAAUCAAAGCCUCAAAUCAUUCUUUUCAAUGUGUCGAUCAAUUUUGUAAUUGUAAACUUGCCAAGAAAAUGAGAAUCAAGUAUUAUGAACAGGUAAUUUUUCCGGAUUCAUUAAAAUUUUUAUAAUUUUUAUUCAUUUGAUUUUCAGCAACAUUUGGAAUAUUUCGAAAAUUUAUUGAAAAACGAUAGAAUAUUGCGAGAAGAAACAGAAUUUGUCCAAAGUUUCGAUGAUUUUUCAAGUUCUUCCGAUCCUUUUAAAAUAAUUGAUGUUGCACUUGGAAAAUAUAUUUGUAGAAGGAAACCACUUCCAUGUAAAAAUGAAAAAUGUUUGACGAACGAUUAUUUGAACAAGGUUUGCAAUUUAAUUGAAACGUAAAAAUUUCCAGUAAAAAAAGUUUUAAGUUAAUUGAUAUCACAACACUUCGCGGGCAAAAAAUGUACAAUUCUUCGGGAAUUUCAAAACGAUUACAUUUGCUGGAAGCUUGGCCAGUGUUGUCCUAUUUGAAGAUGGCGUUGGAGAAAAUGCGGGUGAAAUCGGAGAAAAAUUAUAUUCGCGUGUUUUCGGGGCAUGAUGUUUUGAUCGCACCGCUUCUUCGAGUUCUUGGGAUUCCGUUUGUUGAUCCGCCACAUUAUACAUCGAGAUUGGUUUUUGAAGUAAGAUUCGCAUGCAAGCAUAACUACUGUAGUUGGCAAAUGUUUGUUGUGUGUAAUUGUGCGUCGUGGUGUAUGUGUGUGUGUGGUUCCCCGCGCUUUUCAAAUUUAUUUUUUAUAGAUUUUUGGGCCUAGAUUUUGAUGCGUUAGCCUAACUUUUUUCAAUUUUUUCAUGAUUUACAUAUAUUUUUCAAAUUUCAUAGAAUUUUUUAUCGAUUUUUUCAAUCUUUCCGCAAUCCCUCCCAAAAAAAACUCACCAAUCGCUUCUAUCUCUCAAAUCUCACAAAAAUCAUCGAAAUCCAAAAUCCUCCAAGUUUUCCACGUUAUUGACAGUGAAAUCCAAUUGCCCAUCAAUAUUUCGAGCUGAAAAAUCAAACAUUUCAAUCGAAACAGUUUUUCUCUAGAAAAAACCCACCGUUCUUCGAUAAUUCUCGGUUUUUCCGUUGGUUUUUCAAUUCCAGCCCUAUAGAACAUCUAAAAAAUGCAAUUUUUGACUUAAAUCAACCGAUGUUCCCCGGAAACCUGAAAACCCAGCGAAAAAAAAAACGAAAAAUGAAAAUAUUCACGUGUUGCGCUAAAGAGCGGGCAAGCGGAGUGUCGUUGUAAAUUCAAUUAAUUUUCUAAUUUUGUGCCAAUAUUUGGAGAGAAUCUCAGGGUUCCCAAUUGUUAUACUUUUUAUGUUAUCCUUUCUCUUGAUUUUUUUUUUUGAAAAAAAAAACGAAGCGGUGUUUGCACACAUCGAAACACUUGAUGUGACGCCAAAUUUUCAGUGUUUCGCUUUUUAUGAGGAAGAGAUUUCUGCGAGUUUUUCAAGAAGAACUGUUAAAUACACCUUCAAAACUCAUUUCCAAAGCUAACCAAAAAUAUUUUCAGAUCUACGAACAUUCCGAAGAAGGUCUCUUCAUCCGAGUUCUCUUCAAUGGUUUCAAUAGAUCAGCCGAUGUUUCAUUCUGCAAUGAAAAUAAUUUGAAAUUCGGAAUGUGCCGCGCAUCUGCCUUCGAAACUUUCAUGCAGGAAAAUUUAUAUUUUGGACAAAUCGGUGUCGAGAAUUUUUCACAGGCCUGUGAAAUUCCUGAAUAA